GUCUGCAGCGUCUCCCAGGAGCCUCCGGAGGCCUGGUGGUUCUGGACGGUUCUAAGCCGGGCUCCCCCAGCCUCUGCACACCCGGUCGGCUGAGGCUCCGCCCGCCUGGGUCCCUCGUCCCGCCCAGGGGCCUGGCGCGCAGACCCGGGUGCGCCCAGCAGGGCUGCCGUGGUGGAGCCGGUGCCCUGCUCCGGGAGAGCCCGGGCCGCAGGCGGGAAGCGCGAUGGCGGCUGCUGGGACUGCGGCACGAAGUCAGAAAGCAUGACAGAAAAAAUGGUGGAAAACCUUUCCCAGAAUCCCUUUACCUAUCUUCUUUCUACAAGAAUAGCAAUAUCGGCGCCCAGGAGCAGCAGGGACGCUCACAGCCAAACAGAAAAGCGGAGGCGGGAUAAGAUGAACCACUUGAUCAAGGAGCUGUCGGCCAUGAUCCCUCAGCAUGGCCCUGCGGCCCGAAAACUGGACAAGCUCAGCGUCCUGAGAAGAGCAGUGCGGCACUUGAGGUCUUUGAGAGGCACAACAGAUUCUUACUUUGGAGGUAAUUAUAGACCUUCGUUUAUUCAGGAUAACGAGCUCAGACACUUAAUCCUUAAGACCGCAGAAGGCUUCCUGUUUGUGGUUGGAUGUGAGAGAGGAAGGAUUCUCUUUGUGUCCAAGUCCAUCUCCAAAGCGCUUCCUUAUGAUCAGGCCAGCCUGACGGGGCAGAACUUGUUUGAUUUCUUACAUCCGAAAGAUGUUGCCAAAGUGAAGGAACAACUUUCAUGCGAUGUUUCGCCAAGAGAGAAGCUUGGAGACACCAAAACUGGUCUGCGUGUUCACAGCCACACAGGAAGACCGCCUGUGCAUUCGGGCUCCAGACGGUCAUUCUUCUUCAGAAUGAAGAGCUGUAAAAUCUCCAUCAAAGAAGAGCAGGGAUGCUCACCCAGCACUAGAAAGAACGACCACAGAAAAUUCCGUACCGUCCAUUGCACUGGUUACUUGAGAAGCUGGCCUCCAAAUGUCAUCGGUGUGGAAGGAGAGAGGGACAGUGAGAGAGAUGGCGAUCAUUUUACCUGCCUUGUUGCCAUGGGUCGGUCACAGCCGUUUACUGCCCCUUGGAAGAAUGGAGAGGUCAGAGUCAGACCCACUGAGUUCAUAACCCGCUUUGCACUGAAUGGGAAAUUUGUCUACGUUGAUCAAAGGGCCACAGCAAUUUUAGGGUACCUGCCUCAGGAACUUUUGGGAACUUCGUGUUAUGAAUAUUUUCAUCAAGAUGACCACAGUAAUUUGACUGACAAGCACAAGGCAGUUCUACAGAGUAAGGAGAAAAUAUUCACAGACUUGUACAAAUUCAGAGUGAAGGACGGCUCCUUCGUAACUCUGAAGAGUCAGUGGUUUAGUUUCACCAAUCCUUGGACCAGAGAGCUGGAGUACAUCGUGUCUGUCAACACUUUAGUUUUGCUGGGAGCUGGGCAUCAACACUGUGAGAACUCCUGCUGUACAGGGGAACUGGGAGUCUGGCAUGGACCCCAGCGUUUCACACAUCGGGGACACAGCGAGGCAGGAGAAGCAUCCUCACCUCACACCAGCUCUCAGUCCUCGGAAGAUUCCUCAAGACAGUUCUGCGUCAGCGUGCCUGACACAUCCGCCAGGAAGGUGCCCGGAGCUGGUAACAUCGGAGCAGAUUUUGCAAAUGAAGUUCUGAGUUCACAGAGGUUACAGUCUCCGUCCCCAGAAGAGUCAAGUCCUUCAGAAAUGAGGACAGACAGCCACGCUGUGAACUGCAGGGACAUGUCCAAUAAGGAGCUCUUUUCACUGAGUGCCUGUGAACGAGGACACCUGGAGGCUGCCGGGCAAAGACAGAGCGCCGGAGCUGCCCACGGCCGAGGGCCGCCCCUUGGUGGUGGGGCCCAGCUGGAUUUUGGUGUGCUGUGUGACGAUGACGCAGCCCUGGCGGCCUUCAUGAAUUACCUUGAAGCAGAGGGGGGUCUGGGGAACCCUGGAGACUUCAGCGACAUCCAGUGGACACUCUAACAUUUUGCCCUUGAACUGCAGAAUGAGAAUCAUUUUAAGGCAUUUCAUUUAAAAAUUGUCUAUUCCUUGGUACUGUAUUGAUACUUUUUAGUCUUUUAUUGAUGGUCUACCAGUUUUUAUACACCUGUCUUCCCCUAACAGGGUUGUGGAGAAAAUGCUUUCCUUCAAAGAGGGUCAACCCGAGCUUAUCGAAGUCCCCUUUACGCAGUAAAGUAGCUUGGAUCUAUCUAGCUGCCAUAUUUUUGCUACCAUUUUUCUGACCAAAACCAAAAGAAUGCCACCAACCGCUGUUUGGGAUUUAUUUUUCUUUUAGUUUUGUUUUUGUUUGUUUGUUUUGGAAAUUUAAUAUAUGAACAUUUUCAUUGUCUGUGA
Molecule: messenger RNA, 2382 nt
Organism: Nannospalax galili (Upper Galilee mountains blind mole rat)
Lineage: Eukaryota; Metazoa; Chordata; Mammalia; Rodentia; Spalacidae
Gene: Bmal2
Product: aryl hydrocarbon receptor nuclear translocator like 2
Exons: 16
Coding region: 262-2010 (582 amino acids)
Biological process (GO): regulation of transcription by RNA polymerase II
Cellular component (GO): transcription regulator complex; nucleus; aryl hydrocarbon receptor complex
Molecular function (GO): DNA-binding transcription factor activity, RNA polymerase II-specific; RNA polymerase II cis-regulatory region sequence-specific DNA binding; protein dimerization activity
Source: RefSeq, a predicted model, not a curated record